Cheilinus undulatus (humphead wrasse) is the source of this 6384-nucleotide messenger RNA. Its product is annotated as adhesion G protein-coupled receptor E5. Gene Ontology annotation, molecular function: G protein-coupled receptor activity; calcium ion binding. The record is from RefSeq and is a predicted model, not a curated record. Bases 299 to 2518 code for a protein of 739 amino acids. Lineage: Eukaryota; Metazoa; Chordata; Actinopteri; Labriformes; Labridae. Gene Ontology annotation, biological process: adenylate cyclase-activating G protein-coupled receptor signaling pathway; cell surface receptor signaling pathway. The transcript is spliced from 17 exons. Gene Ontology annotation, cellular component: membrane.
UCUGAAUCAGAGAGAGAGGAAGAGAGCUGGUGAAGGUUCACCACUACUUUUCCUGCCACAGUUUGCCUCUACAGAAAGGAUACUUUAAUUGUGAAGCUUUCAGUUUUUCUCUGUCAAACUUUGUGGAUUUUGUAGACGUUGGACUACAGGAAGUCUGGAAAGAAACUUCAAUCUCUGCUGAACUUUGGGACUGGAUCUAAACUUCUGUUAGUCAGUAUCAACAACAUUUAAAGAUUGUAAACUGAGUCUUAUUUUGGGCAAAAUCACUAUCUGAAGGAUUACUGCUCUAUCCUUUGACAUGGGGUCUAGGAAGGAGCUGCUCAUUCUUGGUUUAUUAUGCUUGCUGAGGAAAUGUGUCUCCAAUUGCUCCCAAGGUUACAACGUCAUAGGCAAUGGUCAAUGUAUUGACAUGGAUGAGUGUGAAGAAAUUGCAGACCCAUGUGGAAAACACGCAGAGUGCCACAACACAAAAGGAAGCUUCUACUGUCAGUGCCAGCCGGGAUUCAUGAACAUCAGAGGAAAGAUCAACUUCACGGAGCACAAUGGACAGUGUCUAGAUGUCAACGAGUGCAACAAUUCUAAUCCAUGUGGUCCUGGUGCUUAUUGCAAUAACACGAUUGGGGCAUACACAUGCAUCUGCCUUCCUGGGUACACCAACAGCUCUGAUGGCUGUGUGGAUAUAAAUGAGUGCAAUGAAGCUGAAAGUAGAAAGGAAGACAUCUGUGGAGAACAGGGGGCCUGUGAAAAUAUCAAUGGGAGCUACUGGUGCAAGUGUCAACCAGGAUUCACCAACUUUGGCAAUGAAAAGAUCCCGUGUUCAGAGCUCGACUGUAACACCUUCAGCUCCAACAGUGGGCCAGCACAGUCUCUUGGAGGCCUGGCAGACAUUUUGUCCAUGAUGAGAAACAGCUGUUUGGCUCUGUCUAACCCAACCACUGGAAGUGAAGUGAAGUCUGACGGAAAGGCUCUACUGACGAAACUUCUCAAAGCGACAGAUGCCAUCCUGUCUCCUGAUCACCUGGACAACAGCAACAGCGUAAGUGGUCUGCUUGACACAGUGGAGAACUCCAUCAGGGUCAUCGGUCCACAGCUCAAAGAGAACCACACCAGGAUAAACGACACCAAGACAGAGGCAGAGAUUGCGGUACAAAGAGGAAAAAAUCGACCCACAGGACCCAUCCAUCUGAACAAUGCAAAUGCUAGUCUAGACACUGACUGGACAACAGCAGCUGGGACAGGACCAUACCCAGGUUUUGCAAUGGCGGCAUUAUUAAGCUACAAAAACCUUGAGAGGUCUGUAAAUGAAUCCUUUGAGGGGCUCUCAGCUUAUAAAAAAGACGGAGUGGAUCCUUCCUUUCAGAUCUUCUCCAGAGUUGUGUCGGUUGUGGUCUCCAACCCCCACACCCAGAACCUGAGCCGCCAUGUCAACAUCACCCUCAGACAUCUGGAAGCUCCACUUCUCCUAGACACAGAGAAGUCUCCUAAUGUGAGCUAUAUCUGUGUGUACUGGAGUGAGAGAGGAGCCUGGUCACCAGAUGGAUGUUAUCAGCAGCGCUCCAAUACCACACACACAGUGUGUUCAUGUGAACAUCUUAGCAGCUUCGCAGUGCUGAUGGCCCGCCACGAUAUGAAGCACACCUUUGGACUCGAGCUGAUCACCAAGAUAGGAUUGACCAUCUCCCUGCUGUGUCUCAUCCUCUGCAUCCUCACAUUCAAGUUCUGCCGCUCCAUACAAGGGACCCGAACCACCAUCCACCUGCACCUCUGUAUCUGCCUCUUCAUGGCUGACCUCAUCUUCCUGGCUGGCAUUUCACAAACAAAACCUGUGGGUGGCUGUAGAUUUGUUGCAGCCAUGCUCCAUUUCUUCUUCUUGGGAGUGUUUGCCUGGAUGCUGUUAGAGGGGGUGCAGCUGUACCGCAUGGUGGUCCUGGUGUUCAACGCCACCAUCCGGCCCCUCUACUUGUACAUCACUGGUUACGGGGCACCUCUUGUUAUCCUCAUUAUAUCUGCCAUCAUUCGACCUGAGGGAUACGGCACUGACCAGCACUGCUGGCUGUCUCUGAAUGACGGCCUCAUCUGGAGCUUCUUCGGCCCUGUGUGCUUCAUCAUCAUCCUCAACGUCUUCUUCUUCAUCAUCACUGUCUGGAAGCUCGCCCAGAAGUUUGCCACUCUUAACCCAGACCUCUCUAAACUGCACAAAAUCAGAGCUUUCACAGUCACUGCAAUCGCCCAGAUGUGCAUACUAGGUCUGAUGUGGGUGUUCGGUGCCUUCCUGUUUGAAGAAGGCCCCAUGGUUGUGGCUUAUGUCUUCACUAUCCUGAACAGCCUGCAGGGAGCGUUGGUCUUCAUCAUGCAUUGUUUGCUUUCUAAGCAGGUGAGAGAGGAGUAUUCCCAUUUCCUGUCCUGUAUCUGCACACCACAGAAGAAGAGAUACUCAGACCUCAGCAGUACAAAUCCCUCCAGCAGUCAGUCUCAAGCUUCUGGGAGCGGGCAGCACACAGGAGAAUCCCAAAUAUGAAGAUGCUUUGGACAUCAAAGUGAUAUGAUCACAACUGAAACCUACCGUGGCUAAGUUAGCCCUCAUUUUUAAAUUAAGACCACUUCAAAUAAUAAUAAAAAAAGUUUUGUUGUAAUUUGAAACUAGGAGUUUAAAGGUGGCAUAUCUUUCCCAUUUUCCACCUUUAACACAGUCCCAUGUGGUCUAAAUUAAACAUCCAAGUCAUUCUUUUGUGAAAAUAUAACAUGGAUCAAGCACCAGAGGAGGAUUUUGAACCUGUUUAAACCUGAUAUAAACAGCCUCACUCAGAAUGAUCCCUUUAUCUGUGUUACCUGACACACCAGAAAAGCUGUUUCAUGUAUCUAUUGCAUGGGAUAUAUUUCACUUCUGUCUGUGCAACAACCCAUAGGUGUUGUUAAGGAAGAGCAAAACCUUUGAAAAUAAUCUCAGAGGGUGACUCGAUUUGUCACAGUCAUUAAGGGCCAAUCAGAGUGACAAAACAUGACGCAGUAGGCAUGGGCCUACAUAAUGAGUAAACUACAUAAUGUAAGCUAGUCAGGCAGCCAAUAUCACUGUUCACUGUCCGGGAGCCAGUUGGUAAAUCAAACUCAUGCUAAGAGAAUGAGAAGAGCAAAAACAUAUUCUCCACUAAGAAGUCUUUCAGUGCCAUUCUCUGCUCUUCUUUGAUAAAGAAAUGUUUUGCCCAAUUCUGAUAAAACUGCUGUAAAACCUACAUCCAUGCUAGUCUCUACAACUGCUGCCAUUGUUCAAAAACUUAAAGUACAACUAGACCACUCCUGUAGUUUCUGCCUCAUUCUCCUCGAAUAAGGCUGAUUGGUCCACCCUUUUUCUUACUGAGACAAAUAUUUCAGACUGAAGCUUUGCAAGAUGGCUCUGCCUAAUGGCAGACAUGGAGUCUAGCCAACCCAUCCAAGACAGACUGGCUGCAGACCGUUCAUUUUUUAUGGCUAAUCCCACAGACUGUUCAUCUGUGAUACCAUAUAUCUAAUAUCUAAAUACCAUAUAUGCUAAAACGUUUAAAAUGAAAUUGUAUUAAGCAAGUAUUUGGGGUUAAAGUUGGGUUAGGGUAUGAGAAGUUAAAAGUCCAAAACCUGACCUGCAAAACCUAAUUAGACAAUGUUUAAUAAAGCAGAGUAAACAGUCUGCCUACAGGAAAAAGCUCAUCCUCCAUCAAAAUAUUCAAUGUAGCAAGCUUAGCAUAUGUAGCACAAUUGCAUAAACUACAUGGAUAAUAGAGCUAAGAAGCUAAGUAGAAAAUGUAGCUAAGUCUAAGCACACAAAGCAGCCAUAUAUCUAUAUUAGCUGUGUAACAAAGUUAGCUUAGGCUACAUUUGCUAAAGCUAACAUUUCCAAAAUAACUUAUCUAUAGAAAACAGAGCUAUUUAGCUAAUGUAGCUAUGUAACAAAUGUAGCUAAAGAUAAGCUCGCAAAGCAGCUAUGUAAGCUACAUAGGUACAUUAUCUGCGUAGGUAUGUUAGCUUUAGCUAUGUUUGUAAAAAUAAAUGUUUCUAAUGCUAACUUAGCUCUAGAUGUUGGAGCUAUAUAAUUAUGUAGCUAAAAUAGCUAAUAUUUUGAAAGCUAAGCUCGCAAAGCAGCUAUGUAAACCAUGCAGUUACAUUAUCUACAUUUUUAUGUUAGCUUUAGCUAUGUCUGCCAAUGCUCAAGUUGCUAAAGCUACCUUGCUACAGUGAUUUAUGUGGUAAUGUUAAUUAUGUAGCUAGCGUCGCUAUGUUUGCGUAGCUAAAGCUAACAAAGAUAAAGCAAGCCUCAUUUGUAUUACUACAUCUAAAAUGGGUUUGUACAUAAUUUAAUCUCAAAAAUGACCUCUGAUCUAGUCUAUAAUAUUUGCCAUGUUGUUGUUUUGUGAAUGUAACUUCCAGAUUUAGUUUAUGAAUUAAGUUAGAUUUAAAUAAAUGAAAAUUUAAAUGCAUUGUGAAAUACAUUGUUUUGCUAAAUUACGGGACCUCCUUUCUGAGAUAUCUGGUGUCUCAGAUGAACAGUCUGUGAGAUACAUGGUCAUGGCCAGACCUCUUUUAAUCCAUCAGCUUUGCUGAGGUAUUUUGGUUGCGAGUCUAUUUAAAUGUAUAUGAGCUCCUUCUCACCCUGCUCCUCUAAAUGGAUUGUCAGAUUUUGUGUUUAUAGACAUAGGUGGACCACCAAUACAGGACUGGGUUUGGCCUUUUUCACGUAAGCCAACAUGGGGGGUUGUGGGUCAGUCAAAACUCCAGAUGCACACAUUUAUUUGCAAAAUGCUAAAAAGUGAGUUUUAUGCAACAUUUCCACUUUAAAGUAACAAAUAACUAGUACCAGUAUUUUCACCAUUUAAAACCAGUUUACUCAUAUCCAGUUAUAAAAGUGACAUUAUGGGGAGUGAUGCAUGAUAGGGGAAAAAAUCCCCAGUAUUUACAUGUCACAUUUGGUGGGUCAAGUUUUACUGAUAAUGACUAAAGGUUGAGGUUAGUCUAAUUGUAAAAAAUGAGUAAUUUUUGUUGGAGCUGAGUUUGUUGGAGUUGAAGAUAUUUCUGUAUCUUAUGUGUUCAUGCAAAACAUAUCACAAUCAUAAUAUAAGCUGUAUUGGAGUGAUCCAAGGUGAAACUUAAGCAGAGUAUUUAUUUUUAGUAGGCUACAGACGUCUACAUAUUGUGGGAGGCAAAGAAAUAUGAAUGAUGCUUUAAAGUAAAUAAGAUUAUAGUGGGUGCGUUUGACAGCAUCUUCAUAGACUAUAUUUUUUUCCAUGUGCUGCAGAUUUUACAGUUUUUUUUAAUUAAGAGGGUGAUAAAAAUACUCCUCUAACCAAACUAUGGGUCUGUUGUUUCCAUUUCUAAACAAAAUAAGUGACUUUUAUUCACUUGUGGCUGUUUUUGUGAUUGCUGUACAGCUGUGCCUUUCAAGACUGGUAUUUAUAAAUAUGUUUUUUUUUUAUUAAAUCAUCAGAAAAGAAAACAGAUUUAGUCUAAAAAUGGAAGUUCAGGAUAUUUACAAAAAUGGACCCACCCUUCUGAUAAGCCUGCAGCUUCCUGUAAUCAAACUGUUUCUUGGAAAAGAAACCCAUUUUGUUUGUGUUUUCUGAAGAUGAGAGAUUUGAUGGUAUCAAACAUCUGAAAUAAGAACUUCAACUGUUUGAUGAAGUUAAAUGUAGUACAAAUGGUAGUUUAUUCAUUUGAUUGCACUUUUAGUCUGUUCAAAUAUUAUUUCAGCAGAUCUUAUCAUGGGAUAUUCUAAGACUUGAGAGAACAGCCUCUGUUAUAGAACCUGAAGUUUACUCAUUGUAGCUUUAACUUGUUGAUUUUUUUUUAAUUCUAUUGAAAUUGAUCAUAAAAAGACAGAUUUGGAUUUGAAAUAUUCUUCAUUGGAUUGGUUUAUCCUUUAAGGUUCAUGUUGGUUCAUACAAGUAAACUGUUCUUCGGUUCUUUUUCUUUAUCAGUGGCUGCACUUUUUGUGACAUUGUAUACCUUUUAAUGCAAAAUGUAUUUUAUGUGAAAAAAAAAGCUAUGUGCAGUUUGCAGCAUUUUGUGAAUGUAAAAUCUGUCUGGUAGAAUAUACUGGAGGCUUUUAUAGGGAGUUAUAUUACUUAUUUUUUAUACUUUGUUUUUUAUGUUGUUCGGUACUGUUUUCAUUUCAAAAUAUGCACCAUUUUUUUAAUUAAAGCUUUUACUCCUGAAGAAUCUGUGAUCUCUGUGUAGUUUUAUAGCACUAUACAGAAAGACAUUAUUUUAUAUUACAUAUUUUUAUUCAGUUGGCAUUACUUUGUAGGAAUCCUUUUUUCACUUUGACAUUAAAGUUUUUCUGUUAAAAAAAGUUUUUGUAAAAAGCCGAGCUAUAUGGACCAUGACUUACUUAUAAAACCAAUAAAAGGGUAAAACAUC